UUCUCCCCUAUUUUACAUAAAUUCAAUAAUUUUUCCUCUCUCAUUCCUUUUUCUUUUCAAUUUUUCCACUUUCUCCUCUCGACAGACUAGAGAGAAACGAGAACCGUCAACUUCCGCCUAAUACUCCCACAAACAAAAAAUUUUUUCAUCAUCAAAAGCAUUGUUUUGUCUAUGUUUGUUUUAUUCAUUUUCUCCCUAUAUACAAGUCCAUCUAAAAAAAUAAAAAAAAAGAAAAAUAUAUUCAAUUCAAUUCUACUCAUAGCGCCGUAAAAUAAUUUUUUUUUCUUUUUUCUAUUGCUUUAUAAAAAACUUUUUUUUUACAUUUGCCAAAAACUUUGUGGCGCUUUUAUACACGCAAAGUUGAAAAGCCAAAAAGGAGGGGGAAUAGAAAAAAAACUUUUUUUUGCCUUCAUUUGUGGAACUUUUUUUAUUAGUUUUUUGUUUGUUUAUGACGAAUUCUAAAUUAAAAAAAAAUUUUCUAACAAAUAAAAUUACAAAUUGAUUCCCAAUUUUAAUUUAAUCUAUUUAAUUGUAUUUGUCCGCAAUUAGGAAAAUUUUAUGCGGACGCAAUCCGUUGUCCGCAACAGAGCAUUUGGCGGUGCGCGCAUAGACAGACUAAUUAAUUCAUGGUUCUAAAUUGAUUUAAAAAUCCGAUACUAUAAUAUACAUUCGCGGCAGCCUUGCUUGUAGCCCUCAAAAAAUACCUUAAGAAAAAUAAUGGUGGUAAGCUCUGCGUAGGUUUACUCAGACAUGGUCAUGGAUACGGAUAUGGAUACAGAUAAUACCAAAAUGCCUGCGGAUAUCCGCCUGUAUCCGGCUGUAUCCGCCGUAAAUAUCCGGAUACGGAUACCAAAAUCAGUAUCCGUGACCAGGUCUGGGUUUUCUAGCCCUAGAUACGAGUCUGUAAAGGUUAGUCUAAUACAGCGGUUUCUUUAUCAAUCUGGAUAUACAGCAGAUUUUCACGUAAAAAAUGAUAACCUCUCCACUAUUUCAAGAUUUCGAUACUCUUUCUCCGGCAUCCCAUUCUGA
Messenger RNA from Meloidogyne enterolobii, 1029 nucleotides. The record is from the annotation of a GenBank genome assembly. NCBI's taxonomy places the organism in Eukaryota, Metazoa, Nematoda, Chromadorea, Rhabditida, Meloidogynidae.